GAAGGAGCAUCAUUCCCUGAGCGGACGACUGAAGCUUGUGGAGGAACAGUCGGACGCGAGCGUUGCGGAGUCGCACCUCAAGAAUCUGGGGUUUUCUUCCGAUAAACAUAACAUGCAGAUCAAUGCAAGCCCUGAGGUCGUGCCGUUCCUCGAGUUGGUCGUCUUCUCGUUCGUCGUAUGCGAGAGCGAACGACGCAUGAGGAAUUACGCAGUCGUACCCGCAGCCGCAGCCUCGGACUGAUGAGAUAUCGCAGCUGGUGCAUGACACGACAUUGGACCGUCGGUCCACCCAAAGCGCCUCACGGGGAUCCAGGAGGAGCUGACGAGGUCACAUGCCCUGGCGUUUGCGUAGUAUGUUCUUGUCCAGUGGAGGCAUAGUACGGCAAGAUUGUAAUGCAAACGUUGGAAGCAGUGUUCUGGCUAGCUGUGAUGGCGCUGCGCCAAACGGAGCUGUGUGUAUCAUGAUUGGCGAGCGCUUGAGCCUGCUCUUCAGAGCGGUACUCAUAGAGAUGAAGCCUGUGCAAGUCAGCUAGUAUCCACAAACCUCCCCCGAGAUGCCGUGAUGAAUAUCAGCUGGACGUCUCGCAAACUCUUCAACUCGGGGGUGGUCGACAACGCCUCGGGUCAGAUCGUCUUCAAUAUCCACACACCUUUCAGUCUCGGGCCUCGCGUGACGACUAUCGCCGACGCGCGUGGUCAGGUUAUGGCAGAGUACAAGCACCGACUAGGCUAUGACACGGUGACGUACCAAGGCCAGACGCACCUUGUUUCGGAUUCGCUGCCAAAGGACGGCUUCCUUUCGAC
Molecule: messenger RNA, 804 nt
Organism: Dichomitus squalens LYAD-421 SS1
Lineage: Eukaryota; Fungi; Basidiomycota; Agaricomycetes; Polyporales; Polyporaceae
Exons: 3
Source: RefSeq, a predicted model, not a curated record